AUGCAAUCAAACCUACCUCAAUUUACGUUCAAAUGGCCCAAGGGUCCCAAGGCCGUCAUUCUAACGGGCGCUUUCGAUGAAUGGAAGGGUACUUUACCCAUGGUGAAGGACUCCAGCGGCGCAUUUGAGAUAACCCUGCCGGUGAAGUUUGAUAGUCCUGAUAGCAAACUUUUUUUUAAGUUUAUUGUUGACGGCCAGUGGCUGCCCAGUAAAGACUAUAAGGUGACCUCUGAUGAGGCAGCGGAAAAUAACUUCAUUACCAAAGAAGACAUAACACAGCAAUAUGGAAACAGCACUGGAAUGCUGGUUCCUGAAAGUGCCGGAUUAGCAGUUUCCAAAAAUAGCACUCUAAUUGAGCCGGAAGAAGGAAAGCCCGUGAAGCUAAGAAGGUUUAAGAUAAAGAGGGUGAUAAAGACAAACAAGAAGACGGGGGAAAGUUCGAUAUUUUCUCAGGAGGUGACCGAACUGCACGAUAGCGAAGAUGAAGAGCAGCAAGUGAAUAAGAACGGCAAAAAUAUAGAUGACUCAAGCGGCACUGCGACUAUGAUUGAGAAUAACAUUGGCGCUGUAAACGAGGAAAAAUCGGUUAAACCAUAUGAAGAAAAGCAACAUAAGGUUAGUCUUGUUAGAAACGAGGAAUCCAUUACAGACUUGGGCAAGACACAAUCUUCUGAUUCUAGAUUAUUUGAGUUGUCGGCUGAAGAACUUGAAAAGGAAGAAGAGGAGGAAGAGGAGGAGCAAAACCAGGAUGACACGGGUGCAGAUGCCGAAGUUGCAAAGAUUCCCAACGAAAAACCUUUGAAUGAAGCCACGAACACUGAAAACCCUCAAGAGGAUGUAGCAGUCGGCGCAGCUGCGAUGACUGUUGAGGAGACUCAUGGGAAACCCGCCGGUGAAGUUACGGCCAAGGCCCAAAUUUUGGAGGCAAAACAAAAGCUACCAGCCGCUACUGCAAAAGAAGUUGAAGUGAAGAGAUCUAACAAAAGCGCAAGAUCUGCCGGCACAAAUGGAGCACCACGUGAAAAGGUGCAAGAAAGUCCUGCCAAGAAAGGAGGGUUUUUCAGGAAGUUGAGCCAGCUUCUAAAGUAA
Molecule: messenger RNA, 1089 nt
Organism: Saccharomyces kudriavzevii IFO 1802
Lineage: Eukaryota; Fungi; Ascomycota; Saccharomycetes; Saccharomycetales; Saccharomycetaceae
Gene: MDG1
Product: Mdg1p
Exons: 1
Coding region: 1-1089 (362 amino acids)
Biological process (GO): signal transduction
Cellular component (GO): cytoplasm; nucleotide-activated protein kinase complex; nucleus
Molecular function (GO): protein kinase binding
Source: RefSeq, a predicted model, not a curated record